CUAACCCUUUUUUGUUUCAUCUGUCAGCCAUGUUUCAGCUACAAAGCAGAAGAGAUUGCGAAGGCUGUCAACUGAUUUGUUUUCUAUUUUGUUGACGCCACGGUCUUGUCACGCCGAGGUGGUGCCUCUUAAACUCGCCAAAUAAGGUUUUCAAGCAUUUCGGUUGAACCAUGGGUUCUGUGUGGAAGCGACUUCAAAGAGUGAACAAGAGAGCAGCCAAGUUCCAGUUUACUGUGUCUUAUCAUCAAAUUAUAUUGGAGACUACUCCCCGCUGGCAACCAAACAGGUUGAGCGUGGUCUUAAGUCGGCGUAGUCGAAGAGUUGUGGCUGAUCAUUUACCAUGGGAACCUACCAUGAAAAAUCCACUAGUUGGUCAUGUAGUUUGGGCAAUUCCCGACAACAAAGAAGUUGCAAUCACCCUGUUUAAAAACCAACGCACCAAUGAAUUUGAGGAUAAGGAAUGGACAUUUAUUCUAGAAGAUGUAUCAAGUAAUGGCAAACGUCGUCAAAUAGCAAGUUCAAAUGUGAAUAUGAAAAACUACGCUAGUUUUGCCUCCUCUCAGCAGCCACUCACUGUCUCCUUCCGACCAACCACAAAAAAAAUAAUAAGUGCUUCUCUGGAGUGUACUUUAUCAUGUGUUUUUCUUAGAGAAGGGAAAGCAACUGAUGAGGAUAUGCAGAGCAUGGCAAGCUUGAUGAGCGAUGUUGCUGCUGUUGGAGACUUCGAUGAUGAGGAUGAUAGUAUAAACAAUGAUUCAAUGCAGCAAUCUAUGCAUGAAGUUCUUGAUCUGACAGCUCAAAUGGAUAAAUUAACUCAGAGCUUAAGUGGAUCAGAAUUUGCCAGUACACCUCUCAGUAUUUCCAGUUUGACAUCCUUUCCUAGAGAUGACCUUACUCCUGUGGCGAGUGAAGGAUGUGCAGAUAGUGGGUUCCCAUCUUCAAAUCUUGUGGAUGGUAAUAGCUAUGAAAAUGAAAGAAAUGAUUUUGCUAAAACACCUACUAAUCAUGAAGACAUCAAUGGGGACCAGAAAAAUGUUAGUCUGAGCUUGGAGCCAAUUCUGAGGGAAAAGGAUGAUUGUCAACCAUCUAUCCCUACUCACAGAGCUGGAAAAGAAACCACACCAGGGCAGGAUCUUUUAGAAUGGUGCAAGGAAGUUACUGCCCACUAUCCUGGUGUGAGGGUUACAAACCUCACUACUUCCUGGCGAAAUGGUCUAGCUUUUUGUGCCAUCAUAAACCAUUUUAGGCCUGAUCUAGUAGAAAUGGACCACUUAUCUCCACAAAACGUUAGGCACAACUGCAAAAUUGCCUUUGAUGCUGGUGAAGUUCUUGGUAUUCCAAGAGUCAUUGACCCUGCUGAUAUGGAUGUUCUUACUAUUCCUGACAAGCUCGCUGUGAUGACUUACCUCUACCAACUUCGGGCACAUUUUACAGGUCAUGAACUAGAGGUUCAACAAAUUGGUAAAACAGCAAAUGAGUCGAGCUAUAUGAUUGGUCGCUUUAACUCAGACACAAACACUGAUAUAACUGUACAGCUAUUUAGUCAGGAAAUAUUAAACCUUAGGAAAAAGGACUUUGUUUCCCCCAAAAGCUCAGGAAGAUCCAACCACUCUGAUUCUGGAGAAGUUGCUGAUGAUGGCAAUGGUUUUGCUGGUAGAAACAGUUCAUCUCAGCCAUCUUCACCUUGUUCAGUGCAAACCCGCUCACCGAAAAGCCCAGUAUCGGCAAACUCCCAACAGCCCCCUAUCUCCCCCUUUAAGGAAUCUCGUCAAAGUUCUUUGUUGCGUUUACGCCUUCCGCUUGUGAGCUCUGUCGAUAACAAUUCAGACUGUAAUUCACCCAAUUCUGUUCGCGAUGUGAAAGAUAAAAUCCUUGCUGGUUCCAAAAGCAUACUGGGAAAGGUACUUUCCCCAUCAAAAGAGAAGUUAUCUUCCAGAGAGAAAAGUAAAUCACCAACUUCACCAUUAGAGCGCCCUGCGCUAAUGACACGCAGGCAGUUGACAGAUCCCUUUGGAUCAGAUGACGAAGAAUCAAAUGGGCCUGGAGAUAAGAAAUCUCUCAAUGUUACACAAUCUGAAAUUUCACAAGAAAACUCCCCUAAUAGUGAAAAUGUUGGUGCUGCAACUCGUGGUAGCAGAGAAAAUUCAGGUAGCAGGUCUAGUAUUACACCUGCUAGUGAGAAAGCCGAGACAGGCAGCUCUUCACUCAAUCCACUGUUGACAAGACAUGAGGAGCUGCGUGAAAGAGCCAGGCAAUUGUUACAACAAGCUCGUAGGGAAGCUUCAUCACAGAUUGGUAUCAGUCCUGCAGUUACACCAGCAGGUGAAAUAACUCAGAAUGACCAAGACCGUCAUCAACAGUUGAGAGAACGAGCUCGACGCCUGAUAGCUGACGCUCGUCUUGGUGUGGCAGCUUCGGCAGACAUUACACCUUCAAUAGAAAAAUUGCCUUCUUCAGAUAUUCAAUCACCAGGAUCAAGUGGUUCUCCACAACGCCAGCUUAGUGUUCAAAGUAAUAACAGUUCGCCCAGUAAGCAAUUGGGCUCAGGUCAACAGUCAUUUGACAGUGGCUCUGGAAGAAUGGCUCCAUCUCUACAUUCAUUUACAUCAUUGAUAGAUAAGAUAUCCCCUGAACGGUCACCAGAACAUAAAAUGGUGAGCAAAGAAGUUGGAAGCUAUAUUCAAAAUGAACUAGAGGCUCUGGAAAGAGAACAGAAACAGAUUGAUCGUCAAGCAGCAAUCCUUGAGAAGAACCUACGCUCUGUUAUGGAAACUGGUGCUGAUAAGGAACGAGAAGAAAGUCUCAUGUCAGAAUGGUUUACUUUGGUCAACAAGAAAAAUGCCCUCAUUCGCCGUCAAAUGCAGCUCAACAUACUAGAGAAGGAAGAUGACUUGGAAAGAAGGUGUGAGCUUCUGAAUAGAGAAUUACGUAGUAUUUUGUCAAUGGAAGAUUGGCAGAAGACUGAGGAACAGAAAGUACGUGAAACUUUACUACUUGAUGAGCUAGUGUCUAUUGUUAACAAGCGUGAUGAACUUGUUCAUCAUCUUGAUUCUCAAGAGCGCGCGAUUGAGGAUGACGAUGAAAUUGUUCGUGACUUAAGUCGAGGUUUUGGUCAAAAGAAACCUAAUUGCUCUGUUCAGUAAAGGUAUUUUAUGAACAUGUGAGCUGUGAUGAAACUGUCAAUUUUUUGCGAACAAAGAGGUUGAGACUGCCAAAGAUGAGCUUAUUGAUCUAUUAUUGUAAAACCACAAAAUACUAUUGAAUAUUUGUUUUCUAUCUAUCUAUAAUUUUAUUGUAAGUUAUUGACUAACUUUUAAUUAUUCUUUGAAUUCAAGAUCUGUGAUUUGUUUCACAUCAGUCAGACAAUCUGAUAUUGAGUAUUCUUUUUUUAAUGCAAACAUCUGAUUUGAGAGAAGUUAUUUACAUUGUUUAGAGAUUUGUCAACUUAGGUUGAAUUUUCUCAUGAGCAAUUCAAAAUGAACUUCUCGCUAACAGUGUCAGGUUAGUUUAUUGUGUCGUGUGACUUAUUUAAAAUGCUGGUUCAUAUUGAUGAUUUUAUCUAAUCUACCGUAUUGGGUAUGUUAUAUUGAGAACAGAUUGUUAUAGAGAUUUUUCUCUGCCAGCAGGAGUAACUCAGACCAUCCAUGUCAAAACAGUUGGUAUUAUUAAUAUUUAAUUCCUUACUAAACCCCAGGGAUUGCUUUUUAUUUUUCCUGGAAGAGGUUUUGUUAGGUAUGUGUGUAUUGUAUCAAACUUCUUUGAUGAUGUAUACUUUUUAACUUGUGAUAAUUUUCCUUGAAACAAAAAAAACAAACAAAAAAAAAACAAAAAAAAAAAACAGGCUGACACUCAGAUUUUCUAGUCCAUUUAUAAUUAAUUUGCCAAGACUUUAGCGGUCUUGUCUAUUUACUUCAAAGUUAUUUGUCUUGUUUACCCCAUUAAUGGAUUUAUCUUUCAGAAUGUUGUUGAUCAAUCAAUGUACUAACCUUAAGCAUUUUCCCUUUUGUCAACUAUUCUUAGGUGAAACAAAUGUGCUAAUUGAACCAAAAUCUUGACCAGGAAAGUUGUUUAGAAAUCAAAACAGUGUGCUAUCUAAAGAAACAUGCAAUAGGUUAAGCAUUUAGUUGAUAAGCAAGUCUGUGAACUAAGAUAUUGUUUCUAAGAUUGUUUAAGUUAUUUAAGUUUUUUUAAGUAGUACAAUUUUUUCUGAUUUCCGUGUGGUGUGAACUUGAAGUUUAAUUGUUUUCCAUACUUUUAAUAAGCUUGGCUAUAGCAUGGUUUUAUAUUAUGUAAUUGUAGUUAGCAGCAACCAUGAUAAAACCUGUGAAUUAAUGUAAAUCUAAGGCCUAUGCGAUGCUCAACUAAGAACACAGAAAUGCUUGCUCUUCUGUUAUUUUGAAAACCAAAGCACCACAAUGAAUAAACCCAUUACUGCCUUUCUUGCCAGUCAAAAAUGAGUAAUAAUGAUUGCUCGAUAUUAUGCCUUUUGCACAUAAGAGGCAUGGAUAUACUUUGAAGGACCAUUGCAUUGAUCCAUUGAAGAUAAUGUUUAGACUAUCAAACUCUUGUGAUUUUUAGUAUAAUACGGAAAAAGUUCUGAUUUUCACACUAUUAUUACUAUUAUUAUAAUAAAUGGGCUGAGCUCUACAAACUUAACUUAGCCUAAAUAAAAUUAAUGCAAAGCCACA
This is a messenger RNA of Frankliniella occidentalis (western flower thrips), 4688 nucleotides long. RefSeq names its product EH domain-binding protein 1 (gene Ehbp1). Bases 171 to 3143 code for a protein of 990 amino acids. Gene Ontology annotation, molecular function: protein binding. The record is from RefSeq and is a predicted model, not a curated record. The transcript has 25 exons. NCBI's taxonomy places the organism in Eukaryota, Metazoa, Arthropoda, Insecta, Thysanoptera, Thripidae.